CUUGCGAAAGAUCCGUCUAUUGCUUCUUUUAUGACUCCGGAUCUUAUCUCGUCGCCACCACAACCUGGCGCUGCAGAGCGUGCAUUUCACGAAGUCGAGACUAUGCUCAACAUACGGGAGCAGCUGAAGAUGGAUAGCCCGAUCAAAAUGCCCCAGCGGAGACGUCACUCUAGUACAAGCACAGUACGAGAUGAUCACACUAUUGUCUCUCCAGAGAGCGCACGUUCCGAACUCUCUACUGAGGGAUUAUUCGCGAUCCCGCUCAAGCGUGCGCAACGUAGCGACGGCGGCGGCCCUUCCCAAUCUUCACCUAGGGGGCAGACCUCACUUGAGAAAACGUCGACCAAGCAGGCUCCGCCCGAGACUCCUUCCACUGUUCGUUCAUCACCAAUGGCACACCACCCCAGCGCCAUGCCAUCCCCAUUGCGCACCGGAAGCCACUUCUUGCCGCCGACUACCUACACACCAACGCAGCCACGCUCGCGAAAAGAAGCAAAGAAACCUCUGAAGAUCUCGACAGUCGAGGAAAGAGGAUUGAAUGAGGCUCUCUUGUCACCGUACGAGCCACCAUGGACACCUGGCGGUCGACCAAAACCCAAGGAGGAUAUCUUCAAGAAUAUGCCAAGCUUGACACCACCCGUUGGAGAGAGUCUGGUUGUGCGCCACUCACCUCCAAUUGGUGGCAGCCGUUGGUCCAAGGAGACGACGACGGCAUCAGCUCGUACCGGC
Molecule: messenger RNA, 729 nt
Organism: Sphaerulina musiva SO2202
Lineage: Eukaryota; Fungi; Ascomycota; Dothideomycetes; Mycosphaerellales; Mycosphaerellaceae
Exons: 1
Source: RefSeq, a predicted model, not a curated record